Lingula anatina is the source of this 2906-nucleotide messenger RNA. RefSeq lists its product as uncharacterized. Gene Ontology annotation, cellular component: cytoplasm. The record is from RefSeq and is a predicted model, not a curated record. NCBI's taxonomy places the organism in Eukaryota, Metazoa, Brachiopoda, Lingulata, Lingulida, Lingulidae. Gene Ontology annotation, biological process: protein phosphorylation; intracellular signal transduction. Gene Ontology annotation, molecular function: protein serine/threonine kinase activity; ATP binding.
CUAGGCGAAGGCAGCAAUCAUUUCAUAUUGAUACAUAGACGAUAGAACAGAUUUAGAAAUAAUAAUGCAUUGACAACCAUGGCUCUGUAUGACAUCGUACAAAAUACGACAAUGCACGUCUAAACUACGUUGCCUUGGCAACAGGCGGGGGUUUACUGAGGAUUUUUCCGAAGCGUUCGAGCACUUGCGUAGGGAGAUUGAAAAUAUAUAGUUCAUGGUAGAAAAACUUAUCAACGAUUUACAUUGUUGGAUUCAACCAUCGAACGUGAAAAAAUAUAACCAACACUGUAGAAUAGAAGCGAUGUGUGACGCUGAACCUGUGCGACAAAACGGCGGGUUUUACAGCGAAUAAAUCCAUCUGAAUUGGAAAACUAGGAGAUAAAAGCUUUUAGUUCUGUCACUCUAGCCAACCUAAGGCAUGCGGCCGCCGGCAACUAGUCCGCCAGAAGUCCUGGGUGUACGCCUGAAGCCCAAGUUACUGGCGCCCCCGGUACAGCCCACGUUACCUUUGCCCGUUACCCACAUCUCUCAGGACUUGAUCAGGGAGUUCCCACACACCAAGAAAGUCGGAAAUUACUUGAUUGGGAAAACACUGGGAAGAGGCUCGUUCGCUAAGGUGAAGCUUGGACUCCAUCUUCUAACCGGAGAAAAGGUUGCAGUAAAGUGUAUAGACAAGAAAAAGACAAGAGAAGAUUCUUAUGUUCGCAAGCACCUACGCAGAGAGGGGAAGAUCAUGUCCCUGUUACGUCAUCCUCACAUCGUCCAGUUGUACGAGGUGAUGGAAACGCCAAACACGUACUACCUGGUGACAGAGCUGUGUCAGGGAGGGGAUCUCAUGGACCAUAUUGUUAGCAGAGGAAGGUUGAGCGAGAAGGAAGUUCGUCUACAUAUGAGACAUGUAGUGUCUGCCUUGGAUCACAUGCACAAGGCAGGAGUUAUUCACAGAGACCUGAAGAUAGAAAACUUUCUACUUGAUGAAAAGAAGGAGAUUAAGAUAAUUGACUUUGGACUCAGUAACUGUUUUCUAAACAGUGGUUGUCAUGACAACCGUGCAAUGGCAGCCAUGUGCAGCACUCAGUGUGGAAGUCCAGCUUACGCUGCUCCAGAGCUGCUGGCUCAGAAACGCUAUGGACCACAAGUGGAUGUGUGGGGAAUGGGCGUCAACAUGUAUGCCAUGCUAACAGGCAAUCUCCCAUUCUCCUGUGAACCCUUCAACAUUAAGAAUUUGCUGGUGAAGAUGUUGAAUGGAGAAAUGAAUCCUGUUCCUGGACAUGUUUCCAAAGACAUUGGCAAUCCUUUGCCUCUCAUAUCCAGACAACAUCAUAAGCUGUGCUCUCAAGAACUGAGUGAGAAGAUACUUCAGUACAUGUGCACUCAACUGGGGUGUAAACUAGGAGAGACAAUCAAAAUGGUGACUUGCAAUAUUCCUCAUAGUUCCACAUCAACCUAUCACUUGUUGACACAGCGGUUAGCUAGACAUCAGGCAGAAACUGAGGUGAAUGGGAAAAUUGCUGCAGCUGAAAGAAAGAUGACAGGGCGAGUAAGAGCAUAUCAUAUCAAGAGAGCCCCUGGGAUGAAAGAUUCCAUGACAGUGCCUCAUCAUGCCAGCCCUAGGUGCUCCACACCAAAACAGCCCAGUCCAGAAAUGUCCAAGCAAACAGUUAGCAUGAUGACCACAGGACAGCUGCUUGACCACCUCUACUAUCCUAGGGCAGUGUUCAAGGGAAAACCUGUCAAAGCUUCAAAGACUGGAGAGGAAUCUCCUAGUGCCAUAUUCAAGGAAAGGCCUGUUAAAGCUUCAAAGACUGGUGAAGAAACUCCUAGUGCCAUACUCAAGGAAAGGCCUGCCAAUGCUUCAAAGACUGGAGAGGAAUCUCCUAGUGCCAUAUUCAAGGAAAGGCCUGUCAAUGCUUCAAUAACUGCUGAAGAAACUCCUAGUGCGGUACUCAAGGAAAAGCAUGUCAUACCUUCAAAGACUGAAGAUGAAAGUCUGGAGAAGAAGGGGGUGGUGCCGUUCACACAGGGUCUGGUUACACUUGAGAGCUGUAAGGCAAGCCAAGAUACCUUACCAAACCUAGUGUCUGCUAAAUCAGAAGAAACUGAAACAAAUAUCAAGGAGAUACCUUCUAAAGCAGACCUAUCAAAGCAAAUUACUCACAGAUUUGACAGGUGGAGAUACAAAAAAAAUUUACCUUCCUCAAAACCAUUGAUUAAAGUUGCUACAAAGAGUGCUAAUCCAACACAUUUAUCAGGUACCAAUGGAAAAAGUGUGUUUGAUGAACCAGUCGUCACAGUCAGUCCUUUUAUCUGCCCCAGAUCAGGGUUAUCCUCUAGAGGUCGCAGGACAAGUGAUCCGCAGACGUACUGGACAUCACAUGACUUCCAUGGUGGAGAAAGAAAACUUGUGUCAAGUCAACCAUCUCAAAAUGGAGGGAAAUAUGCCAGGAAUUCCACAUUCAAUGAACUGCCAGAGGUUGUGAAAAAAUAUUCCACACUAACAAAUCAUGAAAUAACACAUUUAAAAAAGAGGUUGAAAUCUCCAAGAUACUAAAAAAACUAACUGAAGGAGAAAACAUUGUAUAAUCCUUAAUUCUUGGACAGUCACAUACUGAAACAGAAAUGCUGCAACUAACUAAUAAUACAACUAAGUACGUAAACCAUGAAAUCAUUUAUUGUGACAGAAAAUACAGCAUGGUUGACAAUACAACUGAGUAUACAUGCAUGGAAAGCAUCUUAAAUACCAGUUGGUGUACUUCAUUUUUUAUCCAAGUCCUGUUGUGCUCUUCUGAUAAGAUAAACGCUAUAUGCUGAAAAAUGCUCAAUGUCUUGGAAGUAGCAACCAAUACAAGCUAAUUUUGAUUCUCUUGGCCUGAAGAAUGCAGUUCAGCAAAAAAAAAAAAAAAAAA